ACCUCUCACUCCCAUCCCUUCAACUUGUUCAUCUUAUUGCGACUUCCUCAUCCCUCGGCUACCCUUCAAACUUUACACAAGAACCACCAUCAAUUGUUCCAGUACGGGCAGUCGUUAACUCGCCACGUAAGACAACAAACCUCAAGGCAAUCGCAUUUGACAUCCUCAACUGCUGUUAAUAACUCAGUAUAAGCCCAUGGGUAACAAUGAGAAGCGGCAACAGUCUCGGAAGGAAUAUGAGGACAGAAACAAGGAUUCACGAAGAGAACAGGCAUGCAAGGCAAUGAGACGGCGCAGAGAGCGUGUUAAAGCAAUGCCGCUCGCAGACCAAGAGUCUGUCAAGGCACGACAACGUGCCACGCAAGCGAAGUAUCGAAAGGCGUACAUAGCUAUUCUGUCUGGAGGUUACUCUCAACUGACUGUUUGUUUCAUUAGUAAUUGAGAAAAACUUCGACUGAAAGCUGACUCUCGGUGAUGGAUGCUAUUCAUGGAACAAUACGAGGAUGAUCCAGGCAAAAUGCCUGACAACCGCGUUCACAGACAAGGCCAUCUGUACCAUCCUGAGGACUAUCCACUUGAACUUCAACCUGAGGGAUCGCAGGAUGCAUAGUUGGGUUGUUCGCAAAAUGAAGCAAGUUUCUGUAAUUUUCAGUAGUCAUAUAUUGUACGAG
Molecule: messenger RNA, 671 nt
Organism: Desarmillaria tabescens
Lineage: Eukaryota; Fungi; Basidiomycota; Agaricomycetes; Agaricales; Physalacriaceae
Exons: 5
Coding region: 197-442 (81 amino acids)
Source: RefSeq, a predicted model, not a curated record